AUGGCAGCCGCAGCACUGAGGGCGCAGCUCAACGCCCAUAUCGCCGGCAUGUACACCGAUGUGAGGCCCUUCCCCUCCCCUCUAGUCGUAUGGUUAUGGAUUUUGGCUGCCGCUGAGGUCGCCCGCUUCUUCAUCAACAAUGCCUACCAGAUCCUCGACGACAUCCGCGCCCUGAUGUCAGUUCCUCGCCCAUGCCCUCCCUCUGCUCUCGAUCUCAACGAGCAGCCCGCAGUGCACUUCGAUGAGGUGGAAGCCCUGGUGCAGCAGCUCAUGGAGUGCACUGUCAGUGUCGGUGCACAGCAAGUGAACCUCGCCUGCAGGCACUUCCACCAUUUCAAUGCCAGAAAAUGCGAACAUGGGACGGUCCCUCAGCAUGCGUCCCUCAAGCUGAAGUGA
Triticum urartu is the source of this 396-nucleotide messenger RNA. The record is from RefSeq and is a predicted model, not a curated record. NCBI's taxonomy places the organism in Eukaryota, Viridiplantae, Streptophyta, Magnoliopsida, Poales, Poaceae.